Populus euphratica (Euphrates poplar) is the source of this 3668-nucleotide messenger RNA. Its product is annotated as probable RNA-dependent RNA polymerase 1. The record is from RefSeq and is a predicted model, not a curated record. Gene Ontology annotation, cellular component: nuclear RNA-directed RNA polymerase complex. Bases 1 to 3435 code for a protein of 1144 amino acids. The transcript has 7 exons. NCBI's taxonomy places the organism in Eukaryota, Viridiplantae, Streptophyta, Magnoliopsida, Malpighiales, Salicaceae. Gene Ontology annotation, biological process: siRNA processing. Gene Ontology annotation, molecular function: RNA-directed RNA polymerase activity.
AUGUAUAUGCUGUUGAUUUAUCAUCGUCAUCAUCUAUACAAUCUCUUGGAAAUUCAGUGUUUAAGCUGCCUCUACCUAAGGAGCACACCCGCUUACCAUCUCUCGCCUAAUCCUGUGGUUAAAGUUGACUGGAAAAUAGGAAAGACGAUUAGUUUGUAUCGUUUUCGUACUGUUGAGCCUACAGAAGAUAUAAAGGAAUUUCUGGAGGAGUACUCCGGCGAUGGAACAGUUGUGUCUGUUGAUGUUGAUCAAACAAUAAGUGAGGGGUCAAGAACCAAGGCUAAAGUUCAAUUCACAACCAGUAAAGCAGCUCUAAACGUCAAGCUCAGGUCUUAUCUGAAAGUACGGGAUAUGGAUUGUGAUAUUGUUCCAACGCGAAUGGCCGCUGAGUGUACCAUAGAAAACAUAACACUGCACUUUGGAUGUCAAGUUUCGAGAGAAAAAUUUUAUGCUUUCUGGAAUAAGGAAAAUGCUAUGGUAAAAUUUGGUUUUGGAAACAGGAAAAUCUACCUCUUCCUGACGUACCGUUCUACAAAAUACAAGCUCGAGCUGUCGUACGAAAAUAUUUGGCAGAUUGAGCUGCAUCGACCUCGGGGACAAACUAAGAAAUUUCUCGUUGUCCAGAUGCUCGGGGGCCCCAAGAUUUUUAAGAAAGAAACUGAUGAUCAGUGGGUCCGAGAUGUUGAUUUUUCUCCAUCUUACUGCAUUGGCCAAUCUUCUGCUUUGUGCUUGGAGCUUCCACGCAGCGGCCAACUUCCGAGUUUUCAGGAAAAUUUUCCCUGUUAUAAAGAAGAUGAAGGUCGCUUCUCUCUGGAAUUGGGAUCAACUUUCUGUCGAGGGCACUCAGAUCUUGUUCCCAUUUUGAGCGAAACUCAAGGAAUUGAACUGCCAUAUGACAUCGUGUUUAAAGUCAAUUCCUUGGUCCAGCAUGGCUAUCUUCCUGGACCAGCACUUGAUGCAAGUUUCUAUCGUUUGAUCAAUCCAUCUAGAGUAAAAAUUGCAUACAUACAACAUGCCCUGGAGAAACUGCAUCAUUCGAUGGAGUGCUGUUAUGAUCCUGUAAGGUGGCUGGGGGAGGAAUAUCGGAAAUGCAUCUCCACUGGCAAACUUCCUGCACUACCUGUAGUUGCCGUAGAUGAUGGAUUGGUACUUGUACGUCGGGUUCAGAUAACCCCUACUAAAGUGUACUUCCGCGGUCCAGAGGUGAAUCUCUCCAAUCGCGUUUUACGCAAAUAUCCUGAUGAUAUUGAUAACUUUCUCCGGGUUUCUUUUGUUGACGAGGAUCUAGACAGACUUUUUUCGACAAAUAUAUCUCCACGGACAUUUUCUGCCAUUGAAGGCAGGCAAACAAAAAUUUAUCAAAGGAUAUUGUCGACUCAAAGAAACGGCAUAGUUAUUGGGUCCAAGAAGUUUGAGUUUCUAGGUUUCUCAGCAAGUCAACUGCGAGAAAGUUCUCUUUGGAUGUUUGCUUCUAGAACUGGGCUUAGAGCAGCGGAUAUUAGAAAAUGGAUGGGUGAUUUUCGUGAGAUAAAGAAUGUGGCCAAAUAUGCCGCAAGGCUUGGUCAGUCUUUCGGCUCAUCGAGGGAAAGUUUCAAUAUUGAUGAGCAGGAAAUAGAAAUCAUUCCGGAUAUAGAAGUUAGAAGUGGUGGAGUCGAAUAUGUAUUCUCUGAUGGUAUUGGAAAGAUUUCAGCAGCAUUGGCACAUAGCAUAGCACAGAAAUUUGGCUUUCUAAGUUUUACUCCAUCCGCCUUUCAGAUUAGAUACGGCGGGUACAAAGGUGUUGUGGCUGUUGAUCCCACUUCCUCAAAGAAAUUGUCGUUGAGGAGAAGCAUGUCAAAGUACAAGUCAGCUAACACUAGCUUAGAUAUUUUGGGAUGGAGCAAGUAUCAGGCUUGUUAUCUCAAUCGUGAAGUGAUUACCCUUCUAUCCACCCUUGGAGUUAGGGACCACAUUUUUCAAAGGAAGCAAAAUGAGGCCAUAGCUCAACUAAACGCUAUUUUAACUGAUCCAUUAAGUGCACAGGAGGCACUCGAGUUGAUGGCUCCGGGGGAGAACAUAAACAUUCUGAAGGAAAUGCUUGCAUGCGGUUAUAAACCGGGUUCUGAGCCAUUUCUUGCAAUGAUGCUGCAAACAUUCCGUGCAUCGAAGUUGCUUGAUUUGCGGACAAGAGCGCGGAUAUUUAUUCCACAAGGAAGAGCGAUGAUGGGAUGCUUGGAUGAAACCAGGACGUUGGGAUAUGGUCAAGCAUUUGUUCAGUAUUCUCGUGCUAGACAUGGGCAGUUCCGUGAUCAUUUCAGAGGUGGCGAAUCAGUGAGAAAUACUCAGAUUUUGAAGGGAAAGUUAAUUGUCGCAAAAAACCCGUGUCUACACCCAGGAGACGUGCGGGUCUUAGAGGCUGUGAAUGUGCCAGCUUUGCAUCACAUGGUGGAUUGCAUCGUUUUUCCCCAAAAAGGAAAGAGACCACAUGCAAAUGAAUGCUCGGGAAGUGAUCUAGAUGGAGAUGUGUACUUUGUAUGUUGGGACCCCGAUCUUAUUCCUCCUCGGACAUUUCCACCCAUGGAUUAUACGGCAGCACCAACUACUAUUUUGGAUCAUGAUGUUACGAUAAAGGAAGUCCAAGAGUAUUUUACGGAUUACCUUCUCAACGACAGCUUAGGGAUCAUUUGCAAUGCUCACACAGUCUUUGCAGACAGGGACCCUCUCAUGGCAAGAAGUAAAGAAUGUAUUGAGCUUGCUCGGCUGUCCUCAAUCGCUGUUGACUUCCCUAAAACGGGUGUGCCUGCUAAAAUCCCUCGAGAACUACGUGUCAAAGACUAUCCAGAUUUCAUGGAAAAGGCAGCGGAUAAACGUACCUAUGAAUCCCAGCGUGUGCUUGGAAAGCUUUUUCGAGAUGUAAGAGACUUUGCACCAGACACGAGUCCCGUAAGAUCCUUCACUAAGGAAAUGGCAAGGCGGUCUUAUGACCCUGACAUGGAAGUGGAUGGAUUUCAGGACCAUAUCGAGGAGGCUUUCCACUAUAAAAGUGUGUAUGAUAACAAGUUGGGGAACAUGAUGGAUUAUUAUGGCAUCAAAACUGAGGCCGAAAUAAUCAGUGGUUGCGUCAUGAAAGUGGGCAAAUCUUUUGACAAGAAAAGGGACUUCGAUUCUAUUAAUUAUUCUAUAAGGUCCUUGAGGAAGGAAGCUAGAGCCUGGUUUGACGAGAGCGACAAUAGCCCUGAUGAUCUUUACCCAAAAGCAUCAGCUUGGUACUACGUCACAUAUCAUCAUAGCUAUUGGGGUCGCUACAACGUGGGAAUGAACCGCGUUCAUUUCCUCAGUUUUCCCUGGUGUGUCUAUGACAAGCUUAUUGACAUCAAGAAGGGCAAAGCAUUGGGUGGUGGAGGGGCUUCGCGGUUGACAUCACUGGUGCACCGGUUCAGUCAAGCUUUCAUUUAGAGAUUGAGGACUAGAAGGCAUCCCUUCUGCUGCCUCUCUGAAAAAUUUGAAGCGGAUGUUUGCAUGAUACUACCAUGGUUUUCCUGUGCGACUACUUGGUUUUGCUUAUUGUUAUUACGUGUAGUGCAUGCAGUAUUGUUGUAGGGAGUGAUUUUUGUUCUUAGUUCAGUGGUUGUAAUUUGUCAGGAUUUCUGUAAUUCAAUAAAUGUUUGGUUUGCCUCUUUUUCUCCUGG